UAUUAUAACGGUAUUUCUAAAACAUCAUUGUACCACAAAUUUGUGCAUUGUAUUUAGUGGUGAUAAUCUGUGAAAAAUAUAUUAGGAUAUAAACACAAUAUAUAAAAAACAUAAAAUUGCUGAACUUGUGCUGUUUAUCGUUUAAUUCUUUUUGAAGUAUUUAAGUUUUUUAACGUUUGGGUGAAGUCCAGUUUUUGACAAAUGCAGAAACAACAAUAAUAAAACGCUUUUGGGAAUGUAACCUGUUUUCGUUGUCCAGAUUUUUAGGCCUAAGCUAAUUGUGAGAUGACUAAAUUUGGGAAAUACUUUGCUUUGGUCAUGUCAACACGCACCGAUAAGACUUUAUACUUAACUUAAUUGAAAAAAGUAACUACUCUUAUAAGGUGAAAAAAUUCAUAGUUUAUAGAAAUUAUCCUUAUAUAUAUUUAAACAUCGAAACAUUUCAUCGUCCUUUUUAAAAAAAGUCGUUAACAAAAAUAUGGAACAAAAAAUGGAAAAUAAAAUUAAAGAACAAAAGUUCGACUCACAUUCUAUUACUACAUCUGUUGCUUCUUCUAUUGUUACCUCUUUUAAAAAUAAGACAUUAAAUCCAUCUCCGUCGUCAAUUUCAAAAUUUACCACAAAAUUGUCUUCUGCGAAAAUCACAGUAUCAACUAAAAAUGUGGAUGAAAAAACAAAUAAGUCAACUCUAAUUUCUAGUAAUUCUCCGAUUAAAGUACAAACAUAUUUACCUAAAAUUAAUAAAAUACAAAAAGACAGAUCGGCUGCAGAAAAUGAUCUUCCAAUAGUUCAUUUAAAAAAGUUACCUGCAAUUUCAUCAAAUUCGUUUUAUAAAUCUUCAAUUGUACCACAUGAAACCAAAAAUAGUUAUGAUGUAAGUUCUAAACCGGUAUCUUCAAUUUCUAAAACAAGUAAAAAGAAAACAAAGAGAAUUUCUAAAACUCUAAAUAGGAAAUAUACUUCAUCAUAUAAGUCACGAUCGUCAAUUACACCUACUGAAAAAUCUUCUAUAUCGAGUAACGAAUCUAUAAAUAAGGUUUCCGAUACAAUUCAAAAGAAAAUUCCAGUCAACAAAGUUGAAAAUAUAUCUUCAGAUAUCACAUUUAUUGAAGGUUCAUGUUUUCAAACAGAUUCCCACAACAGCGCCAAUUUACCUAAUGCCUCUGAUGAAAAUAUAACACCAGAUUUAACAAAUGGGAGAACAAAUGUUAAUUGCAACCAAAGUAUUAUAGUUUCAGAUCAACCAAUAGUUCGUUUAAAAAAACUGCCAGCAAUUACAUCGAAAUCAUUUAAUAAAUCUCCAAUUAUACUACAUGAAACAAAACCAAGUUAUGAUGUACGUUCUGAACCGUUUCCUUUAAUUUCCGAAACAAAUAAAAAGAAAAUUAAAAGAAUUUCUAAAACUUUAAAUCGUAAAAAGUCACGAUCAUCAAUUACACCUACUGAAAAAUCUCCAAAGCUCCAAUAUAAAAUCAGUCGUAAAAAAUCGUCUAUAUCUGUUUCGAAUAACGAAGGUUUUAAAACAACAGGACACAACAGGACUAAAUUAUCUAAUGCCUCUAAUGAAAAUAUAACACCAAACCCCUCAAAUACAUAUAUAGAAUUUGACAUAGCUCAUAAUAGUACCGAAAUAAAUAACUUCUCCGAAAGCUUAAAUGAAUGUUUUGCUGAUUCUACAAAUGGGAGUACAAUAGCAAAGUCCAACGAAAGUAUUCCAGUUUCAGACUAUACGUUAAAUUCAAGCCUACUUAUUGAAACAAAUUCUUACAAUAGCGCUGAAAUAAGCAGUUUUAAACAAAAUUAUACAGUAAACGUCUCAAAUAGUAUUGAUAGUAGCGUUGAAAUACAUAACAUAUCUAAAGAGUGUGCGUUUGUAACAAAUGAGAGCUUGUCUGAAUAUUUGCCUGACACAACAAAUGAUAAUACAAUUGAAAGCUUAAAUUUUAAUAACACGCCUAUGCAGGAAACGGAAAAAAGUGUGCAAGAGAUAACGUCACCUUUACACAUUUCUAGCGUAAAUAUUCCGGUUAGCAGCAAGUCUAAAAAACAUUUUUGUAUCUUUUGUAAGACAUUACAAACAAAAUUAGCAAGGCAUCUUAUACAUAAACAUAAGUCAGAAAAACAAGUAAAGGCGAUUUUACAUUUACCAAAAAAAAACAGAGAGCGCGUGAAGUUAAUAGAUCAAUUGCGAAAAGAUGGGGAUUAUUUACAUAACACAACAAAAUCGCUAAAUACUGGUAUACUUAUUUGUACCAGGCAGCAGCAGUCUAAAGUAAAUAACGAAGCCAAUGAUUACGUUUGUUGCAAAAAGUGCAAAGGUUUUUAUUCUAAAAAAACUUUAAGAUUACAUUUACGUAAAUGUGGAGUUUUUAGUAAAAAUGAUCGAACAAAUUUAAUUGCUGGUAGAAGACUUACACAAUAUAUACAUGAAGGAGCAAACGAAAUACUAAAAACCAAAAUUUUCCCAAUUCUAAGAGAUGAUAAAAUUACUAGAGUCAUCCGGUAUGAUGAUCUUAUAAUUAAGUUUGGAAAUAAAUUAGCGGAAAAAUAUACUUUAACUCAUCAACAUGACAUGGUACGUUCGCACUUGCGAUUAUUAGGUCGCUUUAAAAUAGCCAUUAAUGAGUUUUGCCCUGAUAUAAAUGAACUAAAGCAAAUUUUCAAGCCGCAAUUCUUCGACGCUUGUAUAAAAGCUUUGCGAAAAGUAGCUAAUUGGGAUAAUAGCUUAAUGUGGUUUAAAACUCCUGCGGUAGCACAGCACUUAACCUCACUAAUAAAAAAAUGUGGAUACAAGCAAAGGACAGAGUUAAUAAAAAUACAGGAUGAAGAUUUAAAAAAGGAUUUGGACGAUUUUUUACUUUUGUGGGAGGAAGAAAUACCCACCCUUAUAAACAAAAAGGCAUGUGAGGAUCAGGCAAACCAAAAACGAAAUAAAAAAACUGUUUUGCCCUCCAGAGAAGAUAUAAAGAAAUUAUAUUUAUACUUGAAAAAUAAAAUAAUUGAAGAAAUUAAAGUUUUGGAAAAAAAAUUUUCGUACCAAUCGUGGAUGGAGCUAGUUAAAUCUACUCUGAUUUUUAUUCAAAUCUUCAAUAGGAGAAGAGCGGGUGAAAUCGAGCGAUUGACACUCUCUAAUUAUAAAAAUAAAGAAGGUAUAACUGGAAAUAUAGAAGAAGAUAUUUUAAAGACUAUAUCAGAAGAAUCUCUAGAUUUUGCUAAACAAUUUGUUCGAAUUUCCAUCAGAGGGAAGUUGGGAAGAACGGUGAGUGUGUUGUUAAACCCGCUAUGUGUUCAAGCCAUUGAAGAGAUAAUAAAACAUAGAGAGGCUGCAGGGAUAACUUCUAGCAAUGAAUACAUUUUUUGUAAAAGGAGCACAUCAACUUUAUCCAAGGAAUAUUUUCGGGCUUGUCCACUUUUAAAACAAUUUUCAAUGGAAUGUGGCGCAAGGAUACCAGAAAGUUUAAGAGGUACCACAUUACGAAAACAUAUAGCAACACAUACAUCCCUGCUAAAUGUAGAAGAAGCUUCUGUAGACAGAUUAGCCAAUUUCAUGGGACAUCAUAAAGAUAUCCACAAAAAUUUUUAUAGAAUGUCAGUUCCAGUAUCGGAAAUAACAUGUGUUUCUAAGUUAUUGAUGAACGCCAUUGGAGAAGAAAAUGAAGAGGGUGAUGAAGUGUUUGAAAAUAUGGUUGACGAGGAGGGGGAGCUUGAGACAAGAACUGAAUUUAACUCAAAUAGUUAUAUAGAUUCUAAUAAAUCCGAAGCUUCAGACGAGAGUAGUAUGUCAGAAGAAGUACCUAAGAAGAAGAAGAAGAAAAGAAGAAGUACAUCACCUUUUGGAACAACCAAACGUUCCCGAUGGUCUCAAGAGGAAAGGGACGCAAUUAAUUCCUGUUUUGGAUGUUUGAGAGAUUUGGAAAAACUUCCUAGCCUUACAGAGUGUCUUCAUGCUAUUAUCAAAUGUCCUGUCCUAAAAAAUAGAACUCCUGCACAAAUUAAAACGUGGAUCGAUAAUCAGAGGAGAUACAAAUAACGUUCCAAAAAUACUAAAAUCAUUGACCGAUUACCUGUUUGUAUGGAGGAGUAAUAAAGAAUCAAUGUUGUUCUACAACAAAAAUAUUCCAAAAUUCGUGAUUUAAUAUUUAUAUAUUUAUAUUAUACAAUUAAAUACAAUAAUUAACAUUUAAAAUUUAAUUAAAUUAAAUAAUUAAAAUUUAACUGAAAUAGGCGUUGGGAAUAAUAAUAGAAACAAGUUAUUGUAAUGAAUUGGUUAUGUAAGAAAAUAUUUAAAAAAUAUUUCUUUUUAAAUUUUUUCAAUAGAAAUGUAUUUCUGAAAGUUAAAUAGACUUUUUGCUUAAUUUUUUCGUAUUUAAGUUGGUUUUAUGAGCAUUUUAUUGUGUAUCUGGAACCUGCACUACUUAACAAUUCGAACACAUUAGAAUGGGUAAAAAUUAAAUUAAACAUCAAGGUAUUUUGAUGAAAUGUCAAAAAUAUGCUAAAAUAAGUAAAAUUAAAUACAAAAAGUCCAAUAAGCAUCGAAAAUUCAAAACAAAUAAUAACGCAAUAGAUGGUUUAGAAUUUGGGAUUAAUAUCAUCUUAGAAACGAUAUAUUCUAUUAUAUUAAAAUUUAAAAUCAAUAUAAAACCAAAAUAUUUGAAAAAGUUUUCAUUUGAUUAUAUUUUUUAGAAGUCUAAUAUAAUAAGCCUUUUUUUAUAAAAAAGGAAUGAAAAAAUUUUGUUUGUCGGAUUUUAUACCAUAUAAAAAAUGGUUUCUAUAUUGAUAUUAAUUUCCAAUAUUUAGUCCCCUAUGACAUUUUGAUUCGUUAAGAAUUUUCGAUACUUAUUUGCCUUUUUUGUAUUAAAUUUAACUUAUUUUAGCAUAUUUUAAACUUUUUAUUAAAAUGCCAUUAUAUAAAGUUCAUUUUUAUUCGUUCUAAAGUGUUUGAAUUGUUACGUAGUGUAAAAUUGGCCAACAUUUUCUCUGAAAAUUGGUAAGUUUUCGAUAUCUAUAUAUGGCAAAUUUUCAAGCCGCAAUUCUUCGCUAAAAGAAAUGAAAAACAAAUAUUUUUUAAAUAUUUUGUUCCAUACCAAAUGCAUUAUAAUAACAUGUUUCUAUUAUUUUUUCCAAGGCCUAUUUGAGUUAAAUUUAAAUAAAAAUUUCCCGAGUCCAAAAAGCUAUAAUAUCUGAGUAGCAAAAGAAAGUAUACAUAAAUAGCUAUCAUUUGAGAUAUUGAUCAUCAAAUUCUACCAUAUAGUUUGGCAGAAAAUAGAAUUUCUAAUGAAAAAAUUUGUUUUCUAUUAUUUUGCCGGCACUGUAUUUUACCGAAGUCAUAACUGUUACGGUCCCUAAUUGUUUUAUAAUAAGAAUACACAAUAGUAAUCCAAGUCUGAAAGGCUUUAGUUUACAAAAAGCUUUAUCUUUCUAAUUUUAUGUUUUCUUAAAAUAUGAAUUAAUUUUUUUAAUGAUUGAUUUUUUAAACAUUAAUUUACUCUUGAAACAGAAAUAUUUUAAUAAACAAUUUGUUAUCCUGAAAAAAUUUUAAUUUAAUUUAUUGUAAUUACGAAUAUUACCGUAUUCCAAUAAACUGUUCAAAAGGUAAGAUCAAAAAAGUAAGAUCAAUUAAGUAAUAAUUCAUUAACCAUUUUAUGAAACAAUGUUGAGGUCAUAUAAAAAUACAAUAAAAAAUUAUUAAAUAGUAAAUACAGCUUAUCUGUCCUUUUUUAGUAUUUUUCGUUGGAAGGUUUGUUUUCAAAUGUCCGUCAGUGUGUAUGUUUCAGAAGAUACCACUUCCGAAAAUCAAUUAAUCGUAAAAAACUCAUGAAUUAAUAACGAUAUCGGUAUACAAUUCUACCGAAUAUGUAUCUUUCGGUGACACUAAUUUUUUUGUUUUAAUUUUGUUUUUGUUUUUAUUACUACUGUAUUCCACAUAGGCAUCUACAAAAACUUAAACCUAAGUCUUCUUUUAAUUUUUCUCAAAAAUGUUUUUCUAAUUAGCAAACCCAUCAGGAAACCAUCGCUCGACAAUUUUCAGUUUUGCUCCAAUUGUUUGCUUUUCUAGCUGCGUACAUUUGAGUUAAUGAACAUGAUGUGCUCAAAAGCAAAAAUAAUACAAAACCAAAUGAGGAAAUCGUGUUUCUAAUUUUACGAAAGUACGAAAACCUGUCGUAAU
Molecule: messenger RNA, 6166 nt
Organism: Lucilia sericata (common green bottle fly)
Lineage: Eukaryota; Metazoa; Arthropoda; Insecta; Diptera; Calliphoridae
Exons: 6
Coding region: 479-4030 (1183 amino acids)
Biological process (GO): DNA integration; DNA recombination
Molecular function (GO): DNA binding
Source: RefSeq, a predicted model, not a curated record